Musca vetustissima is the source of this 1547-nucleotide messenger RNA. RefSeq names its product gastrin/cholecystokinin type B receptor-like. The record is from RefSeq and is a predicted model, not a curated record. Gene Ontology annotation, cellular component: membrane. The annotation marks the transcript as partial. The transcript is spliced from 4 exons. Gene Ontology annotation, biological process: neuropeptide signaling pathway. NCBI's taxonomy places the organism in Eukaryota, Metazoa, Arthropoda, Insecta, Diptera, Muscidae. Gene Ontology annotation, molecular function: neuropeptide receptor activity; gastrin receptor activity.
ACAACGAAUUUGCCGCCCUUGCAUUGUGGCCCGAUACAAAUUCGUUAUUGGAUCUACAAUUGUCGGAUCCAAUACUGGGCUAUCAGAAUGUCACUCAGCCACUGGAUUGGUAUGAAGAGGAUAGCUCAUUCAAUGCAAGUGCAUAUGACUAUUUUGUCAACAGCAAUAACAACAGUACUGAGGAUAACAACACAACAAUCAUAACACGAAAUGGCACAGCUGAGUCAACAGUUUACAUUGUUGCAACCAGCACUGUUGGCCCCCAUCGGUCGUCGACAACCCGUUCUUCGGCAUUUGAAGUACCCAUUUGGUUAAUAUUAUGCUACAGCAUCAUUUUACUUUUUGCCAUAGUUGGUAACCUGUUGGUCAUUGUGAUAUUGGCACAGAAUCGUCGUAUGCGUACCAUUACCAAUGUGUUUUUGCUGAAUUUAGCCAUAUCGGAUAUUCUGUUGGGUGUCCUCUGUAUGCCGGUAACAUUGGUCGGUACUCUACUGCGACACUUUAUAUUUGGUGAAUUCUUUUGUAAGCUGAUACAAUUUUCACAAGCUGCUUCGGUAGCGGUUUCAUCCUGGACCCUUGUGGCCAUAUCCUGUGAACGUUACUAUGCCAUUUGUCAUCCCUUGAGAUCGAGACGUUGGCAGACGAGAAGUCAUGCGUACAAAAUUAUUGCCUGCAUUUGGUUUGGCAGCAUGUUGUGUAUGACUCCGAUUGCAAUUUUCAGUCAAUUAAUGCCAACAAGUCGACAAGGUUAUCGUAAGUGUCGAGAAAAUUGGCCAACCUAUGCUUUGCCGUACGAAAGACCGUACAAUAUUUUUCUCGAUUUGGUGCUGCUGGUAUUGCCAUUGGUUAUAUUAUCGGUGGCCUACACGUUAAUAACGCGUACUUUGUACGUUGGAAUGCGCAUUGAAAAGGCAAUGAUAUUUGGCGGCGGUAGCGGAAGUGGCCCCAGCACAGGCAACAUCAACAAUUGUAAUGGCAAAUUAAAUUCCAACGAAUUAUAUUCCACAAUCCACACAAAAUGUGGCUCAUCGUAUAGUAUGACGAGCUGCGGUGGCAAAGGAGCUUAUCUAUCAACGACAACAACAACAUCGACACCAACAUCAUCCAUGACCACUUUAGCAUCAACGUCAUCGGCUGUGUCGCGUUUAAGAUUUCAAUUUUCAUUGCGUCGUCAUGGUCCAAAGACCAUAACAAAUGUCACAAUGAAACUUAAUGGUGAUGGCUGUUGUGGUGGAGCAGGAGGUAAUGCUACAACAGCUGGAAGCAAUAUUGGUAGUGGCGGCAGCAUCAUGCGCAGCCACUUUAGCCUGAACAAAGAAAACCAUUUGGAUGAUACAAUACAAGAAACAGAUAUUUUCCAACAACAGCAGCAGCACCAGAAACCUUCAUCAACCAAACAUUAUCAACAACAGUAUGGCAAUCAACAUCAAAGGUUGUUUCAACAGCAACAUCAGCCACAACAACAAAAUCAUUGCCACAAUUAUCAUCAACACCAAAUGCUGUUGCAUCAUGAAAGUGACCAAGACCAACAGCAUCACUCCUUUUAA